GGGCGGGGCUUCAGCCGAGGGGGCGGGCCGGGGGAGAAAGGAUAAGAAAGGGAGUGGAGCGGGCGCCUACGGUGGCCGAAGUGGGACGCGCCGAGCCGGAGGCUGCAGGAUGAUGCGAUUCAUGCUGCUGUUCAGCCGGCAGGGAAAACUGCGGCUGCAGAAAUGGUACCUGGCUACUUCAGACAAGGAGCGAAAGAAGAUGGUUCGGGAGCUGAUGCAGGUUGUCCUGGCUCGCAAGCCCAAGAUGUGCAGCUUCCUGGAGUGGAGGGACCUCAAGGUUGUCUACAAGAGAUACGCCAGUCUCUACUUCUGCUGCGCCAUCGAGGGCCAGGACAAUGAGCUCAUCACGCUGGAGUUGAUCCAUCGAUAUGUGGAGCUCCUGGACAAAUACUUUGGCAGUGUGUGCGAGCUGGACAUCAUCUUCAACUUUGAGAAGGCCUACUUCAUCCUGGAUGAGUUUCUGAUGGGGGGGGAUGUCCAGGACACCUCCAAGAAGAGUGUGCUGAAGGCCAUCGAGCAGGCAGACCUGCUGCAGGAGGAGGAUGAGUCGCCGCGCAGUGUGCUGGAGGAGAUGGGUCUGGCAUAGUCCGGCCGCCUGGCUGGGCGUGGAGAUGGGAGCUGGUGGGGAGCAGGGCGUGAGUGGCUGCUUCUCCUCUCGCCCAGGGCCCUUUUCUCCGUGGGACCCGGCUGCUCCUCUGCUGCCUCACCUCCUUUUGGAGUGAGCUGUGGGCUCAGGCCCUUGAAACAUUCCCUCCCUCCACCCCUACCUCCUGUUUCCCCUUUGCCACCCAAGGUUCUAGGAGCUAGGAGACAGGAAAAUGUGACCAAGACGGGGGUGCUAUUUGGCUUUCAUUCCCUGCCUUUGAAGAACCAAUGUUCCCCCAGAUGUCCUCCCCUCCCUAUAACUGUAAAUAUAUAAAUAUGUCAGGUUAAAGGGAAAAGGUUUUCAGGGCUCUUCUCUUCCCCAUGCCCGUGACCUACCUCCACCCUCCCCCAUCCAGCCAGGGCAGCUCCUCUGCCUGGGAGGGGGCUUCCUUGUAGUGAGAGGGAAGGCCUUUGCCCUCCCCUGCCCACUCCUCCUCCUUGGCUGUAGUGGGGCCUCUGCCAGUGCCAGGGGAGGAACAACAUAGUUAAUUUUUUUCUAACCUUGCCACUUUGAGGGAAGGAAGGGUUGGGGGAGGGGCGGGCGUGGUGGGAGCCGGCCCUGUCCGUCCUUCACUCCAGUUCUGGGCGAGGCAGGAGCUAGGGGAGGGGGGUGUGUGUGUGUCUGCCUUUGUUUUCUUUCUUCUGAAAUAAAAGGAAAAGCAUUUCUGGA
This is a messenger RNA of Lemur catta (Ring-tailed lemur), 1315 nucleotides long. RefSeq names its product adaptor related protein complex 1 subunit sigma 1 (gene AP1S1). The record is from RefSeq and is a predicted model, not a curated record. Lineage: Eukaryota; Metazoa; Chordata; Mammalia; Primates; Lemuridae. Gene Ontology annotation, molecular function: clathrin-cargo adaptor activity. The coding region runs from base 110 to 586 and encodes 158 amino acids. The transcript is spliced from 5 exons. Gene Ontology annotation, cellular component: AP-1 adaptor complex; membrane coat; intracellular membrane-bounded organelle. Gene Ontology annotation, biological process: intracellular protein transport; vesicle-mediated transport.